Molecule: messenger RNA, 1719 nt
Organism: Mytilus californianus (California mussel)
Lineage: Eukaryota; Metazoa; Mollusca; Bivalvia; Mytilida; Mytilidae
Product: E3 ubiquitin-protein ligase TRIM33-like
Exons: 1
Coding region: 238-1593 (451 amino acids)
Biological process (GO): positive regulation of DNA-templated transcription
Cellular component (GO): nucleoplasm; chromatin
Molecular function (GO): ubiquitin-protein transferase activity; metal ion binding
Source: RefSeq, a predicted model, not a curated record
AACGUUUUCCAUUGUGUUAGACUACUUGUCUAUUGAAAUGAAAUGGGGCAUCCAGUGCCUCUGACAAAGAACAAUACAUAAGUAUUAACUAAAGAAAUUAAUAUAUUAAGAUACUUUUUAAAUCAUUGGCGACAAAGUAAUGUAACACUUUCACUUUAAAGCAGUGGAGUGAUUUUACAACAGUACUGGCAUUCAAUAGUACGUUAUCUGGCUGUUAAGAUUUAAGUCAUCAGAAAGAUGUCUAAUGCUAAGAAGAAUGACGUUAUCAAACAGAGUGAAAAGUUGCCCAAAACUACUAAAUUGGAAAAAGGAUCGGCUAAAACACAAGAUCUGGGGAAAGGAAAGAAAAAAGAUUCCAGAAAGAAAUCGACUACAUCUCAAGAUGACAACAUGGAUCCUGCAGAGGUGAAUGACCUUGUGGUAUGUAACCUUUGUAAACAAGAUAUGUGUUCACCGAAGCAUUUGCCCUGUCUGCAUACGUUUUGUGAAACCUGUAUUACGAAGCACAUAAAACAAGAAAAGGCGCAAUCGACUAACAUGCACGUGGUAUGCCCAACCUGUGAGUACCAUAUAUCUGUACCAAGGGCUUCAGACGACACAAAAACCUUUGCUGAAGGUUUACCCGUCAGUACGUUAGUUUCGUCACUUCUAAGUAAGAAAGAUUUACAUCAGAAAAAAUGUAAACGCUGCAAACAACAUGGACGUGACACUAAGGCCGAUAACUGGUGUGCGUAUUGUGCGCAGACUCUCUGCGAUGAACAUUUAGAAUACCACCUCUCGUUGACUAGCAACCGACAUCCCGUCUUUGAUGUCGAUGAAGUCAUUAAGAACCCGGAUAUUGGAUUUGCAUCUAAGAAGUGUAAAUAUCAUGAAAAAGAGGACAUGAAGUUAUUUUGUAAUGACCAUUGGAACAUUUGUUGUAAUAUAUGCUCCAAACGACUCCAUGGAAUGUGCAACACUUGUCUGAUCGAAUACGACACGUCAACCAUCAAAACUCACAGCGAAAUUACUAACUUGAAACGAAAACUAGAAUCCAUAUCGACACACACAGAGAAGAUGAGACAGGACAUUUUAAGCAAUAUCGAAACCAUGAACAAGCAAGUGAUUUUGGAAAAAGAAAACAUCAAAGAGUUCCGUAUUCAGAUCAACAAACAAUUAGAUAAUCUGGAACAACAACUGUGUAACGAGUUAGACAACAUGCAUAGUGAAAAAUUGAAGGAACUAGAGCGCGAGGCUAAUAUAGUUGACAUGAAACACCAAACUUCUUUGAUGUAUAAAACCAUGCUUUCAGUUGUUCUAAAAGAUGCUUCCAACAUACAAUCGCUUUCUAAUUUGGCGGAUAUUCGACACAAUGCGCAUCGAUUGGAAGAUGAGUUAAGACUCGAUAAAUAUAAACUUCAAAAGAUUGCCAUACAAGUUAGUCUUAGUCACGAGACUUUUAAAAACAUUUUCAAGAUCGGAGUAGUUGCGCCUAAAUAUUCUAGAUUACGAAAUUCCCAGUCACCAUCACGUCAAAUGAGCGUUUUGUCCAAAAUGUCAUCACCUCGAGCGGGUGUAAAGUUCAACAUAUCUCCACGAAUAUCACAGCAGUAGAAUAUUUGCACUUUAACAUUGUGGUGUUACAAAUAUAUUUUAACAUUUUCUUUUCUUUAAAAUUCUCAGUAUGUUAAUAUUUGUAAUACUAAAUAUGUAUUAGCUAUAAAACAAUUAUUAGACUUU